This is a messenger RNA of Symbiodinium natans, 5472 nucleotides long. The record is from the annotation of a GenBank genome assembly. Lineage: Eukaryota; Dinophyceae; Suessiales; Symbiodiniaceae.
AUGGGAAAGAUCAUGCUUAUCAAUUUUGACCUCUUUCGCGGACUUUUCCUGGCACUCAUCUUAUCCGUGCUACAUCUGACGCGCGGGGAGGUUCUGCUGGUUGACCCCGACACAGACAUGGCUUUGUACGUUAAUGGCCAGGAAAUUUUUCCAGAUACUGCAGUCCCUGUGCUGCCCAUGAAUGGUGUUCGGCGAAUCAAUACAGCAGAGACAACGAUAAGAGUCUACAGAACUGCGCGGGAUCUGACAACCGGUGAUUUGCUUGCACUGCAAGUUAACACCAGGCGUGCAGGCAUCAUAAAUGUGACAGAUGCGCUGGGGCGGAAGAUUGAGUACCCUGCUCCAGUUGGUAUUGUACUUGUCGGGGAAGCUGGCACCAUGAGCACCGAUGCAUUUAAGUGUUUCACACAGAAGGAGGCCAACGACGACGUGAAAACACCGUUUCAGGAACUUGGUUUCAACGACUCGCAUUGGCCUUUGGCUUAUGAGCAGGCGCCAGACUGUUGCCCAUGGCGCGACUCUUUGAUGGCCUGGAACAGGAUUGGGGCAAAGUGGAUCGGAUUGCACCCUGCCUUCUUUGCAGGAAACAUCUCGGGACCUCGGCAAAUGUUUUGCAGGUACCGGGUGGCUGGGGACACGCUCGUCAGCCGAUUACCGCUGGAAGAGACACAGGGUGCCUCUGAUGCCGCCCCACAGGUUGAGAUUAUGGCGGUUUCUGUCUCCGUGUCCCUGUCGAAGAUUGAGGUGAUCGUUGAUCGCGUUGCCAACGUAUACUGUGGAGUGAUCGAUGGGCGAUACGAGCUUCGUGUUCCUACUCAUACCGAGCUGAAGAGCUGGGGGAUUCCCAGGCUAGAUGUUCAGGGGUCGACGUAUGGAUACCAGACCAUUGGUGACACGAUAUUCACCAGAGAGGACAUCGAUCAUCCUGCAUUUGAGCGCCAUGAUGUGUUGGAUCUGGAGGAAUGUGAGCAGAUUUGUUCUAACAUUCCUGAUUGUGCAGCAUUGACGUACUGGAUCAUAGGCAAGGACUUCCAGACUGGAACCAAUUGCAAGCUCAUGAAUGCUACCUUCAAUGCAUCGAUCAGGCUUGCCCCAAGCGAGUCCUCCGAAUAUCAGCUUCGUCGACGCGAGGUGGUUCCUCAAAUAAGCAUCCUCACCUACCCAGGCAUGCUAUUGCCGGGAACAUUGUACAACACGUACUGCAGCGCUGAGGAUCCGCUCACCGGGGCGCACAUGAACAUGUCUGCGAUUGCCGCAACGCUCGUCACUGAACGGACACAGGGGUGCACGGACUGCGGGAGCACAGACCCUCCAGCUGUGCAGAUGCUGGGAGGCUGGGUGAAGCAGGAUUCUGUUGGGAUCGUUGCAGUGGCAAGCAGGUCCGGGCGCAUCUUCUGCAUCGCCAAGGAGCACCCGAAAUUCAAUUUCGUGCAGGUAUUUGCGGAGGAAAUUCAGGAUGCAGGUUUUUCGAACCUGGCAACAGUUGGAGGUCAGACGCUGGCCGUUACUAUCACCGGCUUAAGCCCAGAAGUGCAAUAUCAGGUCGCCUGCGUCGCCGAGGCGGACGGAGGCCUGCUGAGCGUGCAGGGGCAGAUCGACUCCACCCGCCGAUUGAUGAACACAUCGUCCACGGAGGUCACCAUAAACAGCAUGGAGAUUGCGCGGCAAGAGUCGUUGGCCAACGAGAACUUUGAUGCCAUGACUGUUGUCAGUCAAGUCACAAGGCUUGGCUACUUGUGGUGCCAGGUGUAUCCGCAGGAGAACAUGAUUCAGUAUGGCAUUCCGGAAGUUCUGUUCCUGGAGCAAACGGGCCUUCGUGCGAAGGUUUUUGAUUUACAGCAGGACGUGCAAGUGGAGUUUAAUGGGCUUGACAAGAACACAUCCUACGAGGUAUGGUGCACGGCCAGGUAUGACGACUUUAAGAAUGAGACUGAUGCAGAUCUCAUUACAACGCCGUACCCCAUUGCCAUAAUUCGUUCAGCUGUGCCAGCUUAUGACUCAGUGUCUCUUACCGUUAGUCUGAGCAAGAGUCCAGCUCAUGUCUUUUGCAAUGCGUUUCCCUGGGCUUUGCGGCCAACAACCGAGAGACCACCUGCUCCAAAUAAUGAACAACUAGCAGCUUCGCCCUUCAACACGGUGCUGUUCCUGGAUGGCGGAAGUGGGACCGUGACGAUGGAGAUCGCGCCGCUGGUCUCUGGAUUUCGCUAUGACAUAUAUUGCUCCGCCGAGUUUUAUCGGCCACCACCUCCGCCCGGGGCCAUCCAGCCACCAAGGCAGGGAAUGAACAUCUUCGACAUCAUCGAGACAAGGCAUGCAGUCCACAUGCGCGGGCCUUUGUUCGAUGAGCUGGGUUGGGAGUGCGUCUCCGGCCAUGCCUGUGGCGUGGACCACAUCCUCGGAAUCGGACUGGCAGAGACGGAUCAGCUGAUGGUCCGAGCAGAUGCUUGCCCCGGACGCUGUCGCUGCUCAGGCAUCGUCGAUGCAAAUCGCAAAGGCGGCUUCUGUUCAGAGAUUUCCCAGGAUCCCCUCGUGGUGAGUGGCGUUGGAAUAGAUGACAAGCGAGAUCCAAGAGGUGCCUGGUGCUAUGUGCCUGCAGGCACUUGUGAAGACGAAGAGGUUUCGACAUUGUUUCCAAGCAUGACGCUGUCCUACAAGGUGUGUGCUUACAGCGCACCCACCAUUGACGGGACCCAAGGCGCACCUGGUUUUCCUAACGGGGGGGUUGCAGUCGUUCGCCGUCACAGCGGUGGCCGAGCCUUCGAUUUCAGCUUGGUGCCAUUGAUCGUCCCUGGAAGGACCUACGACUUGUGCUGGUGCAACAGCACGGAGUCUGCGUGUGAAAGGGGUGCCGAUUUUCACGUUCGCAUUGGUGCCCUGCACAUGUCCGGGCCCUCAUCCCAACAGAUGGAUGCCAACAUGACCUGCCGAGUUGGCCUUCCGUGCAUCCUAGACUUCUUUGAUGGCCAUGCGGUGGAGGAUGGAUCACGCCUGGUAGCCCUGCCAGCCGACCAACGUUGGUGCCGGUGGGAGCGCGCUUCGCUCGCCGAUCCGCCGGGAAUUCCCAACUUUCCAGACCUCGGAGUUUCUCAAACAUACAACAAGAAUGUGCGCACGUAUGCCUUUGGCUCCGUUCCGUUGAUCAUCAAUGGUGGGAUCUACAACCUAUGCUGGUGCGGCCCACCUGCACGUACCUGGUCAGUUGCACCAGGACAGGACUACCGUAUCCCAAAUGGUGUCAUACCAUCCGCCUGCCCGAGCACUCGAGCAGAUGAUGGUGGUCAGUUUCUCACGCCAGCAGGACGGCUACUUGUGAUUGGUCCCGAACCAUUUGGGACAGUCUCCUGCCGGUUGGGUUCUGAAUGUGUGACGCCGCUGAUUCAGGGAUUCGGUCUGCAGGGCAGCGAUCGCUUGGCAGCGCUAACGCGGUGUGGGGAGGCGUCGCGCCCACCAACAGGCUGGAGUGAUGGAGCAGCGAGUCUUUCAGAUCCCUGGGUAAGCGCAGGUUGGGCUGUCUCUGAAGGUUUCUCGCCCCAACAGCUUGAGGCAUUCGGCAUACAGCCUUCCAUGAUGGGCGCACAUCAAACUAGCAUGAGUAGUGGUCAUGCUGGCUCGUCGUUUAACAACAGCAACCGUGGGGCCUUCGGAUUUCCGAACUAUGGCAUGACGGUCCCGCAUGCCACGCCAGGGUACUUUACAUGGGGCGGGCCGACUUGGGCCUUUGCCGGAACAUACAUUGUGUGUUGGUGUGGUGGUGAGGCCACGCUUGAUGGAUGUGAGUCACCAAGCGACUUCCUUGCACCCGUGGGGCUUGUCGAGGUUUCUGGUCCUGGUGUGUUACCCUUUGCAGCUCAGAUGUUUACAUGUGUGCGCCAGCGCCAGUGUGAACUCAGUAAUUUGCAGGGCACACAGCCACCGACCAGCAGGCUACUGAUCGCAGCUGGCGCGUGUGGAGGCCCGCCGGCAGAGGGCAUUCCUCGACAGGGUCAGUCGCUGCCAUCGGUGGAGGGGACAUCCUAUUCAUGGGGUUCGGAGCGUGUCAUGGCACACCCGCGCAGAUACUAUUUGUGCUGGUGCUCUAGCAUCAGCGAUUGUGACAGCCACCAGCGUUUUCAGAGCUAUGCGGGCGUUUUGCAGGUCAAGGCGCCAACGGCCUCUCCCGAAAGGUUCUUUUGUCCUCUCUCAUCCGCCUGCAACAUUACUGGCAUUUCUGGAGAGGGGCUCAACAAUGGAGACACAGUAAUGCUUCUCGUGAAGUGUGGGGAUGCCGUCACUGAUGCGGAGAACUUUCGGGAAGGCUCCGUCUCAUUGGCAACCUUUGACGAUGGAGGUAGCUUUACAUUGCCACCUGGGCAGCGAGCUGGGCUGUACCAAGUUUGCUGGUGCGCUGCGGAGCAAAUUUGCUUGAAUGGCCGCGACUAUACCACCACCCUUGGGCGACUGGAGAUUGGAGGGCCGGAUGACUCUGUGACAUACCGCUGCUUUGAGUGGGAGCCUUGUGUAAUCGAAGAUCUGGAAGGCCGCUCUUUGUCCGAUGGAGAUCGCCUUCUCGUAGUUCCAGAUGGCACGGAUUGCUUCACGGCCAGCGCGGAGAUCCGACAGGCUAAUUUUCCAAACAAUGCAGCUUCCUUACCCGCAACUCAGGGUGGAAGACGGUUUUCGUGGGGCAGUGGCUUGGUGAGGACUGAUCCUGGCGUCUACGCACUGUGCUGGUGUCAUGCGCCGUACGCUUUCAACGCAACCUGUUCUGAGGAUGGCCCCUUCAAUGUUCCAGGCGGUGUCUUGAGGAUUGGCAACAGCAAGGAGUUUCAGUACGUCACGCGGCCUGAGGACAAUCCGCCCCGGGACGGGGACCAGGGUGUGUCCUACUUGCUUGCCAUUCCACUGCCUCUACUUUUCUUCGCUGCCAUAUGCCUCGGGGUGAAGCGCCUGGUCGGGCGUCACAUGCGGGAGGAGGACGAGGCUCCCAACCCCUGGGCACAAAAACUGGAGGACAUGAGUACCCUGCAGCAGCAGCGAUCCAAGCUCGGUGGUGAGGUCAUGGAAGUCUCCCAAACCCGAGCGCAGAUUCAGCGCCUUUCGGACCACAGAACCAAAGAAAACAAUCCUUCCGGUCCGAGGGAUGCCGUUUUGGCCUUGUACAAUUUAGUGCUGAACCAUCUACGACUUUCCCGCAAGAAGCCCAAGCUUAAACGGGCGGGACCUCCAAACCUAACACCUUCCAAGAGUUUGCGGAGCCUGGCAACCAGCACAACGGAUAACUCAGUGAAAUGGCUGCCCGAAGUCCAGCAGAUGGAUGACAUGGCGAGCUCCGACGAUGAAAUCUUUACGGCCAAGAAGCCCAAGGCACCCCCCAAGACGGCACCCAGGCCUCCGAGCCUUGAGUUCCUGAGUGUGCAUGAUCCUCGCGUUCUGCACAUCUUGGAUCAAGACUCCAAAGAGCCGCACACCUUAGUGUCUUACGAUCUCGACUAA